AUGUUCUCCUCGCAUCACAGCGAUGACCUCCCGCGGAAGAUCAAUAUCCUAACUCUCAACUGCUGGGGCCUCAAAUUCAUCUCCAAGUAUCGCCGGGAACGUCUUCUAGAGAUUGGAAAACGGCUAGCCAGCCUCGAACCCCCGCCUGAGAUCGUCGGGCUGCAGGAAUGCUGGACACAACAGGACUACAAUAACAUCCGCAAGGAGACAAGACACAUUCUUCCAUACGGAAAGUUCUAUUUCAGCGGAAUAUUUGGGGGAGGGCUUGCAAUUCUCUCAAAAUGGCCCAUCGAAGAGAGUAGCAUGUUUGGCUACCCCCUGAACGGCCGACCAACCGCUUUCUUCCGCGGCGACUGGUUCGUCGGCAAGGGGGUUGCCUGUGCAAGAAUACGGAUCGGACCUGGGCCAAGUGAUAUUGCAGCUGUAUUCUGCACGCAUUUGCACGCGCCGUACGAAAGGGAGCCGCACGAUUCAUACAUCUGUCAUCGAACAGCGCAGGCAUGGGAGAUGGCAAAGCUGAUGCGUGGAGCCGCAGAGAAAGGUCAUCUCGUUAUUGGGCUAGGGGACUUUAAUAUGCUUCCUCUCUCACUGGCUCAUCGGCUAAUCACUACGCAUGCACCUGUGCAAGAUGUUUGGCGAUACCUGCACCCCGAUUCUUCCCUGGGUGCGGCGAUCGACGCAGUCGAAAUGGCGCGAAAGAGGCCAGUCCCUUCAGCAGAGUAUAACCUGAGUGAGAAUGGUGUUACAUGUGAUGGCCUCUUUAAUACGUGGCGCUGGAACAAAGGACAACAGAAACGGCUAGAGAAAGAAGGACACAUCGAAGUGGAUGGGAGACUACCCGACCCUCUAGGGAAACGCCUCGACUACAUAUUCGUCGGAAACGGUGGACCGACUUUGCAGCCUUCUUCCUCGAGUCCAACUCAGUCAUCAGUACAACAACGUUCCGAUUGGAAAUGGACCAUUGAAUCUGCCCGCGUCAGUAUGACGGAACGCCAUCCGACUCUCCACUGCUCCCUCAGUGAUCAUUUUGCCGUUGAAGCCGUAAUCUCACGCAACGUAUCAAGUGGUGAAACAUCUUGGCAAGAAGAAAACGCGUCAUUUCUUCCCAUCCAGAAGCAAGAAUCUCCCCAUUCUCAUGCACCUUCGAACACAGUAACGACGGUCACUAUCGCCACAACGCUCCCCAAGCCUCCUACCCCAUCCACAUGCACCUCCGAUAUGUACGACGAGAUAAUAAAAAUGAUACACAUCUACAACCUUCGAGAGCGAUUUCAGCGACGUGCACGCCUCGGCCAUUUUCUCGCCUCUCUUGGUGUGUCCAUGUGUUGCCUAAUCGGGGUUUGGUGGUCUCCGCGUGCGUUCGUGUCGUUUAUACUAUGUCUCAUGAGCACACUGAGUUUUGCAGCUGGUGUCAUUGACGGCUUGAUUGGAGGAUUGUUCGUGAGUAGUGAGCUGAGGGCGUUGAGGGAGUUUGAGUGGGAGAUUAGAAACGCGAAAAGACUGGCAUUGGGGAUGGGGUUGGAUAUAGAGGAGGAUUUGGGGCAGCUGGGGAAGCCAUCUCGUGUUUAA
This is a messenger RNA of Coccidioides posadasii C735 delta SOWgp, 1569 nucleotides long. Its product is annotated as phospholipase C type enzyme. The record is from RefSeq and is a predicted model, not a curated record. Gene Ontology annotation, molecular function: sphingomyelin phosphodiesterase activity. Lineage: Eukaryota; Fungi; Ascomycota; Eurotiomycetes; Onygenales; Onygenaceae.